Messenger RNA from Protopterus annectens (West African lungfish), 3846 nucleotides. Its product is annotated as mucin-5AC-like. The transcript is spliced from 50 exons. The record is from RefSeq and is a predicted model, not a curated record. The coding region runs from base 1 to 3486 and encodes 1161 amino acids. Lineage: Eukaryota; Metazoa; Chordata; Ceratodontiformes; Protopteridae.
AUGAGGGUUGAUACAGGUUUGAAAGCGGUGUCUAAUACCUUUUUCAUUGUUGUUUUUCUAGCUGCAACUUCUGUAGAAACUACUUUGGACACUACUCCUAAGACAACAGUUGAAACAACUGUUCCUUCAACAGAUAUAACAUCAGCAGAAACUACUAUUGCAACCACCCAAGAAACAACUUUGGAAACAACACCUACUACAAAAGCUGAAACUUCUAUAGGAACCACAUUGGCCUCUACUCCUGACACAACUGCUGAAACAACUGUACUUUCAACAGAAACAACAUCAGCAGAAACUACUGUUGCCUCCACUGCAGAAACAACUAUUGAAAGAACAUCUAUUACUACAGCUGCAACUUCUGUAGAAACUACUUUGGACACUACUCCUGAGACAACAGUUGAAACAACUGUUCCUUCAACAGAUAUAACAUCAGCAGAAACUACUAUUGCAACCACCCAAGAAACAACUUUGGAAACAACACCUACUACAACAGCUGAAACUUCUAUAGGAACCACACUGGCCUCUACUCCUGACACAACUGCUGAAACAACUGUUCUUUCAACAGAAACAACAUCAGCAGAAACUACUGUUGCCUCCACUGCAGAAACAACUAUUGAAAGAACAUCUAUUACUACAGCUGCAACUUCUGUAGAAACUACUUUGGACACUACUCCUGAGACAACAGUUGAAACAACUGUUCCUUCAACAGAUAUAACAUCAGCAGAAACUACUAUUGCAACCACCCAAGAAACAACUUUGGAAACAACACCUACUACAACAGCUGAAACUUCUAUAGGAACCACACUGGCCUCUACUCCUGACACAACUGCUGAAACAACUGUUCUUUCAACAGAAACAACAUCAGCAGAAACUACUGUUGCCUCCACUGCAGAAACAACUAUUGAAAGAACAUCUAUUACUACAGCUGCAACUUCUGUAGAAACUACUUUGGACACUACUCCUGAGACAACAGUUGAAACAACUGUUCCUUCAACAGAUAUAACAUCAGCAGAAACUACUAUUGCAACCACCCAAGAAACAACUUUGGAAACAACACCUACUACAACAGCUGAAACUUCUAUAGGAACCACACUGGCCUCUACUCCUGACACAACUGCUGAAACAACUGUUCUUUCAACAGAAACAACAUCAGCAGAAACUACUGUUGCCUCCACUGCAGAAACAACUAUUGAAAGAACAUCUAUUACUACAGCUGCAACUUCUGUAGAAACUACUUUGGACACUACUCCUGAGACAACAGUUGAAACAACUGUUCCUUCAACAGAUAUAACAUCAGCAGAAACUACUAUUGCAACCACCCAAGAAACAACUUUGGAAACAACACCUACUACAACAGCUGAAACUUCUAUAGGAACCACACUGGCCUCUACUCCUGACACAACUGCUGAAACAACUGUUCUUUCAACAGAAACAACAUCAGCAGAAACUACUGUUGUCUCCACUGCAGAAACAACUAUUGAAAGAACAUCUAUUACUACAGCUGCAACUUCUGUAGAAACUACUUUGGACACUACUCCUGAGACAACAGUUGAAACAACUGUUCCUUCAACAGAUAUAACAUCAGCAGAAACUACUAUUGCAACCACCCAAGAAACAACUUUGGAAACAACACCUACUACAACAGCUGAAACUUCUAUAGGAACCACACUGGCCUCUACUCCUGACACAACUGCUGAAACAACUGUUCUUUCAACAGCUGCAACUUCUGUAGAAACUACUUUGGACACUACUCCUGAGACAACAGUUGAAACAACUGUUCCUUCAACAGAUAUAACAUCAGCAGAAACUACUAUUGCAACCACCCAAGAAACAACUUUGGAAACAACACCUACUACAACAGCUGAAACUUCUAUAGGAACCACACUGGCCUCUACUCCUGACACAACUGCUGAAACAACUGUUCUUUCAACAGAAACAACAUCAGCAGAGACUACUGUUGUCUCCACUGCAGAAACAACUAUUGAAAGAACAUCUAUUACUACAGCUGCAACUUCUGUAGAAACUACUUUGGACACUACUCCUGAGACAACAGUUGAAACAACUGUUCCUUCAACAGAUAUAACAUCAGCAGAAACUACUAUUGCAACCACCCAAGAAACAACUUUGGAAACAACACCUACUACAACAGCUGAAACUUCUAUAGGAACCACACUGGCCUCUACUCCUGACACAACUGCUGAAACAACUGUUCUUUCAACAGAAACAACAUCAGCAGAGACUACUGUUGUCUCCACUGCAGAAACAACUAUUGAAAGAACAUCUAUUACUACAGCUGCAACUUCUGUAGAAACUACUUUGGACACUACUCCUGAGACAACAGUUGAAACAACUGUUCCUUCAACAGAUAUAACAUCAGCAGAAACUACUAUUGCAACCACCCAAGAAACAACUUUGGAAACAACACCUACUACAACAGCUGAAACUUCUGUAGGAACCACACUGGCCUCUACUCCUGACACAGCUGUUGAAACAACUGUUAUUUCAACAGAAACAACAUCAGCAGAAAGUACUGUUGCCUCCACUGAAGAAACAACUAUUGAAAGAACAUCUACUACUACAGCUGCAACCUCUGUAGAAACUACAUUGGACACUACUCCUGUGACAACCAUUAAAACAACUGUUCCUUCAACAGAUAUAACAUCAGCAGAAACUACUAUUGCAACCACUCAAGAAACAACUUUGGAAACAACACCUACUACAACAGCUGAAACUUCUGUAGGAACCACACUGGCCUCUACUCCUGACACAACUGUUGAAACAACUGUUAUUUCAACAGAAACAACAUCAGCAGAAACUACUGUUGCCUCCACUGAAGAAACAACUAUUGAAAGAACAUCUACUACUACAGAUAUAACAUCAGCAGAAACUACUAUUGCAACCACUCAAGAAACAACUUUGGAAACAACACCUACUACAACAGCCGCAACUUCUAUAAAAACUACUUUGGCCACUACUCCUGAGAAAACUGUUGAAACAACUGUUCCUUCAACAGGUAGAACAUCAGCAGAAACUACUAUUUCAUCCACUAAAGAAACAACUAUGGAAACAACACCUACUAUAACAGAAACUACAUUGGCCACUACUCCUGACACAACUGUUGAGACAACUGUUCCUUCAACAGCUGCACCUUCUACAGAAACUACUCUGGCCAUUAUUCCUGAGACAACUGUUAAGACAACUGUUCCUUCAACAGAUGCAACUUCUAUAGAAACUACUUUGGCCUCUACUCUUGAGACAACUGCUCCUUCAACAGAAAUAACAUCAGCAGAAACUACUACUGCAUUCACUCAAGAAACAACUAUUGAAACAACAUCUAUUACAACAGAUUCAACUACUUUUGUCACAAGUACUACAACAUCUACAACACUUACAACUGCAGAAUCAACCACAGAAAAAACAACAGUUCUGACUACAGAAUUAGAUUUCACUACACAACUAGCAACCACUCAGUUACAGCAACCAUGACCAUGUAAUGGAAGAAGGACUGAUGGCAUUUUAGUAACAGGUUCCACGUUAUAUUAACCUCAGAUAAAUGAAAAGGACAACAAGAAAGAAGAUUCUGAAGAAAAGGCAACGAACUGCCAAAAGUCAACUUUUAAGCAAUUCAUGGAUCUUUGAAAACCCAGUAAAAUUAAAUAUUGUGUAAUCUGAAAAAGAGGAUGUAUGUAACACUGGAUAUUAUCAGUGGAACUGUGUAUGGUUUACAUUAAUUGACAUGGUACUGUUAUUUAAGACUUUGAAUGUUUUGUGAGAAUUGAGUAUUUUGCACUGAACUCUUGAAAUGUAAAAAAUGUAUAUUUCUCUUCUUGUGUAGAUUUUAAGCAA